Malaya genurostris is the source of this 1540-nucleotide messenger RNA. RefSeq names its product allatostatin-A receptor-like. The transcript has 2 exons. The record is from RefSeq and is a predicted model, not a curated record. Gene Ontology annotation, cellular component: membrane. NCBI's taxonomy places the organism in Eukaryota, Metazoa, Arthropoda, Insecta, Diptera, Culicidae. Gene Ontology annotation, biological process: neuropeptide signaling pathway. Gene Ontology annotation, molecular function: G protein-coupled peptide receptor activity. The annotation marks the transcript as partial.
UGUUUCCAGUACGAGAGAAUGUCUCGUGAUAUCGUUCUCUCUGAACACUUUCCAGUGGGGAAAGCAUGAGAGUACAUUUAAAUUUCCGCAAUUUUCUUUCAGCCAGCCAGGUGGGCGGCCACGGCUCAUCGGUUUAGUAGGUGCCGGAUGGUUGUGUCGAAAAGUUGAUGAUUUAUUUCCUUGACGCUCGUACUGAUGGGUUUUGAGCUUCGUGUUACGAAAAGCAUCCUGUGUUUCGUGACUGUGGAAAUUUAUGACUAAGGAUAUACAGUUGAGCUACGGCUCACGGAUGGUUCAGUAGCAGAUAGGCCGUGGAAGAGUGAACAACGAGAAAAACGGUGCGGGAUUCAUUCUUCAGUAGUAGGAGACGUUUGCGUUGAGUUUUGAUAGGAAAACUCUAGGCGUAAAAAUGUGAUUGUGUUGGAUUAUCGGCUAUUUAGGCAAAUUCGUGCUUAGAAUUAUGCUCUCGGAAGAGACGAUUUAGAUAUCUGAUACUGGCAGGCGGUGAAAUUAGCAGUUGUUUUGUCCGUUGCAUAUGUAGUCUUGGAAAGCGCCAAAUGAAAAAGUGACGAACGUGAUUGUAUUUUUUCCGUUGGUGAGAUUUCGUUUGCUGUAUGCCGAGUCUUCGGUUUCAAAUUCGGAACUGGGUGUGAUACCCCAAAACCGAAGUCUGUGAUUUAUAGCAAGUUGAAGUGUUCCUUUACUUUUCGUGGUGUUUUCCUGAUAAAUGUGGCUAGAUUGCGAGUACACGAGUAGGAAACAUUGGUAGCGCAACCUUAGGAUUAGGUGAUUUAUUGCCCAGUGUGUACGUGUGUAAUAACGAAAAAUGGUGAAUGAUAGUUACAGUUCACUGGUGCUGGCCGCAUCAGCGGCUUCGGACGCUCGUUUCAACACCACCAUCUUCCCGACGACGACCUCUUUAACAUCCGGUAUGUCUGAGGAAGAGGAAGAGGACAUAGAAAUGAUAGUCUCGCGAAUUGUGCCGAUAUUUUUCGGUCUCAUCGGCAUAACUGGUUUGCUGGGCAAUGCGCUUGUAGUGCUGGUAGUCAUUUCAAAUCCUCUGAUGCGUUCAACGACCAACUUGCUGAUUAUCAAUCUGGCAGUAGCGGAUCUCCUGUUUGUGAUAUUUUGUGUACCAUUCACGGCGACUGAUUAUGUGCUAUCAUCCUGGCCAUUCGGAGACCUGUGGUGUAAAAGUGUGCAGUAUUUGAUCGUAGUGACGGCUCACGCUAGCAUAUACACUUUAGUUCUCAUGUCGCUCGAUCGGUUUCUGGCGGUAGUGCAUCCGAUUGCCAGUAUGGUCAUAAGAACUGAAAAGAAUACGAUUUGGGCUAUUACAAUACUGUGGGUGGUCAUCAGCACCACGGCGAUCCCAGUUUCGUUCGCUCAUGGAAUCAAUAAAAUCCAGUACCGGGACCGGGAUCUCGCCUCGUGCACUUUCCUCGAGAAUGAGCAGUUCUCCCGUGUUGCCUUCCACAUCGCGUUCUUCUCCAGCUCGUACCUGGUGCCGCUCGUGCUUAUUAGUGUGCUGUACAUGUGC